AUGCCAAUCACCGGAAUAUAUUUCAUCCCCUCCCACCCAAACACCACAACAGUCCUCCCGGCCCUAACAGAGCGCCUUCGCACCGCAUACCCAGAACAAGACCUCGUCCCUAUCGGCCGCUGGGCCCUAGAACACAAGCUCAUGCGCGAUACGCCAGGUCUCCUGCCUCAAUCUGGAAAAUCUUCUAAACCCCGCUACAUGCAGUUCCUCUCUUUGAGUCACUAUCCUACUCACGGCUUCAUUUACACUUCUGAGCCCGAGGCUCCUCAUCCGGCUACUACACAUACUCCCGCUCAAGCUGCAACGCCUCAGGGUGGUAGUGGUGGUAAUGCGGGCGAUUCACCAAUGGUAAUGACGACCAUGCCCCCGGCCUCUUACUCAACGCUAUUCCAACACUUCGUCUACGCCGCACAACCGUUCUGGGCGCACCGUUUAACGAUGUCAGUGCCCGGAGGCGUGGUUUAUGAAGUCGGUGACUUUCUCGUACGGAUGGGCGAUGUACGACAGACGUAUCCCACUGCUAGGGUGCGCGGGACGGUUGUUGAGAUUGAGUGGCGUGGGCCAUCUGUUGUUGAGGGGUUGGCUGGGGAUGGGGAUGAUGAAUUUCGGUUUGCAGUUGAGGAGGCGGAUGUUGAUGCUGAGUAUGUGGCUACGGCAGAGUUGAUUAGGGGGUUUUGGAAUCGGUUGAGGUUUGAAGGGGCGAGGGAGGCGAUUCUUGUCAAUGGGGUUGGGAGAGAGGUUAAGGAGAAGUUGAGGAGGGGGUCCGGGAGGAGAGAGAAGGUGACGGGGGGUGAGGGUGGGGAUGGGGUGAAGGUUGGGGGUGAAGAGGAGGAUAUUGAUCCGUCGGCUGGGGUGGAUGUUGCGAGGCAGUAUAUGGAGGUUUUGCGGUUUAAUCGCUAG
Penicillium atrosanguineum is the source of this 900-nucleotide messenger RNA. RefSeq lists its product as uncharacterized. The record is from RefSeq and is a predicted model, not a curated record. Gene Ontology annotation, molecular function: transcription coregulator activity. Gene Ontology annotation, biological process: regulation of transcription by RNA polymerase II. The transcript has 2 exons. NCBI's taxonomy places the organism in Eukaryota, Fungi, Ascomycota, Eurotiomycetes, Eurotiales, Aspergillaceae. Bases 1 to 900 code for a protein of 299 amino acids. Gene Ontology annotation, cellular component: mediator complex.